GAGGAACGGGGCGGUCUUGUUUUUGUCGGUGCUCGCACGCAGCACUUGUGCUGCGAAAAUGCGUAUCGAAAAAUGCUAUUUCUGCUCGGGACCUGUGUAUCCCGGGCAUGGGGUGAUGUUUGUACGGAACGACUGUAAGACAUUCAGAUUCUGCAGAUCAAAAUGCCACAAGAACUUCAAAAAGAAGCGUAACCCAAGAAAAACAAGAUGGACCAAGGCAUUCAGGAAGGCAUCUGGAAAGGAGUUGACAGUGGAUAACUCUUUGGAGUUCGAGAAACGCAGAAAUAUACCUGUCAAAUAUAACCGGGAGCUGUGGGACAAGACAGUGGAAGCAAUGAAGAGGGUGCAAGAAAUAAAACAGAAACGACAGGCGAGAUUUAUCAUGAACAGAUUAAAGAAGGGCAAACAGUUGGAGAAAGAAGAGGCCAUCAACGAAGUCAAGAAAAAUAUCCACCUCAUCAAAGCACCACAUGCAGGAAAAGCCAAACAAAUGGAAGACAAAAUGGUGCAGAAGUUACAAGAGGACGUGGACAUGGGAGAUGAGGAUAAUUAAUCUUGUGCUCAAGAGGUUUUGUUUGUGCGAUGAAACUCGAGAGCAAUUUGACCUUGUAUUAUAUUGUACUUUUGUUUUGGAAUUAUAAAUUCCCAAAUGGUUGAUGAUGGACACAGAAAUGCAUCCAGUUUUAAUUGCCGUACAAGAGCUGGAAGCAUUGACCUGAUUAAAAUAUGCCUCCAAAGCCGGUUUUUUGUGUGUGUGUGUGUGUGGUAGUUGAGGCUCCUGAUGCAUAACAUAAUGUAUUACAGUCAUGCAGAAAAUGUUCAAUUACCGACAAAAAAUUAAAUAGCAUCUUUUUCGAAA
Molecule: messenger RNA, 859 nt
Organism: Thunnus maccoyii (southern bluefin tuna)
Lineage: Eukaryota; Metazoa; Chordata; Actinopteri; Scombriformes; Scombridae
Gene: rsl24d1
Product: ribosomal L24 domain containing 1
Exons: 6
Coding region: 59-553 (164 amino acids)
Biological process (GO): ribosomal large subunit biogenesis
Cellular component (GO): nucleolus
Source: RefSeq, a predicted model, not a curated record